Molecule: messenger RNA, 1731 nt
Organism: Dicentrarchus labrax (European seabass)
Lineage: Eukaryota; Metazoa; Chordata; Actinopteri; Moronidae
Gene: cdk5rap3
Product: CDK5 regulatory subunit associated protein 3
Exons: 14
Coding region: 139-1650 (503 amino acids)
Biological process (GO): regulation of mitotic cell cycle; regulation of cyclin-dependent protein serine/threonine kinase activity
Cellular component (GO): endomembrane system
Source: RefSeq, a predicted model, not a curated record
UCUCCCGUCGCGUAACGUGUCAUAAACAGUGAAAACACGGACGUUGACGACAAUCCUCCACAUAAGCGUUUUAAAUAAACUUAUAAUGAAGCGAUAAAAUAUUGGGAAGUGCUUUCGUUUUCAAAAGGUGAAGAUAAAAUGGAGAAUAUUCAAAACCUCCCAAUCGACAUACAGACCAGCAAACUUCUGGACUGGCUGCUGGAUCGACGUCACUGCAAUCUGAAAUGGCAGAGCGCGGUGAAAGAGAUCAGAGAGAAGAUCAACGUUGCCAUCCAGGACAUGCCGGAGAACGAGGAGAUCAAGAAGCUUCUCUCCGGCUCCUACAUUCACUACUUUCACUGCUUGAGGAUAGUGGAGAUAUUGAAGGGGACUGAAGCUUCCUCCAAGAACAUCUUUGGCAGAUAUUCGUCUCAGAGGAUGAAGGAUUGGCAAGAGAUUGUGUCCCUUUAUGAGGGAGACAAUGUUUAUUUGGCGGAGGUGGCCAGCUUGCUGAGUCGCAAUGUGAGCUAUGAAGGUCCGGCUCUGAGGAAGCAGCUGGCCAAAGCCCAGCAGCUGCAGCAGGAGCUGAGCAGGCGGGAAGUGGAGUGCCAGAGCUCAGCCGCAGACCUGAGGGAACGCUACUAUGCUGCCUGCAAAAAGUAUGGCAUCACCGGAGAAAAUGUGGCUCGGGAGCUUCAGGCGUUGGUCAAAGACCUACCAGCGGUUCUUGAGGAAGUUGGAAAGGAUGCAGCAAAGUUAGAGGAGCAAAUCCAACUUUAUACUGCUUUCACAAACUUUGUAUGUGAGUGGUCUGAACCUGUCCUGCCCAUGCUGACGUUUGUCCAGAAGAGAGGAAACGCGACGUUCUACGAGUGGAGAACGGGGAAAGUCCCGACAGUUAUUGAGAGGCCAUUUGUGGAGGACGCUCCUCCUGAUGCAGUCACAGAAGAUACGAUUGACUGGGGUAACUUUGGCGAAGGGGCAAAUAGCCAGGAACCUGUCAUCACAGUUGAGGAUGGAGCAGACUGGGGUAUCAGUCUGGAGCCGGGCUCUGAGGACUCUGGUGCUGGGGGUAUUGACUGGGGCGACAGUGAAGCAGCUCCAAUUGAAAUUGAAAUCGUAGAUGCCGGCACAGACUGUCCCGAGGGUGUGGCGAAGGGUGAGGAUGCUUUAAGUAUACUGGAGAACUCUCAGUCACGCAGCCAGUUCAUCGAUGAGCUAAUGGAGCUGGAAGUGUUCCUAAUGCAGCGCGUGAGUGAGAUGGGAGAGGAGGGAGAUGUGGUAGCUAUGAGCCAGUUCCAGCUGGCCCCCUCCGUCAUCCAAGGCCAAUCCCGUGAACAUAUUCGGGAGAUGCUGUCAGAGGUGCAGGACCUUCUGGGCCGGCUCACCUCUCUCCGGAUGCAGCACCUGUUUAUGAUCCAGGCCUCGCCGCGGUAUGUUGAACGUGUGUCAGAGGUGCUGAGACAGAAGCUGAAGCAGGCGGACAUUCUGGUACUGAAAGGUGCCACAAUGGCUGAGAAAAGGCAGGAAGCCCUAGAGGAGCAGUCCAGACUGGAGCCUCGUGUUGACCUGCUGGCAGGAUGCACCCGGGAACUCCAGAAACUGAUUGAAGCUGACAUUUCAAAGAAAUACCACAAAAGGCCCGUCAACAUAAUGGGGGUUAAUAUAUAACCUAUAACUUCACAGAAGUUAACUAAAAAAUAUUUUGUAAUCAUGAUCUACUUGGAGAAAUAAAAGUGGUAUUUAAUUGUA